UCGUCCGUCGUGACGAGGAGGUCCCCUGCACGGCGACAAGAUCGACCGAAUCCGUGCUCUAUCCUGGCCACUAAUUGGCUUGAUUGAUCGCAGCCCUGUUGCCAAGUCUGCCCUGGGGCCCUCCCUGGUUACGGUGCAAACCGCGGCUGGGAUAACGUUACGUGCGUGCAGUGGCAGUGGAAGAAAGGGGAUGGAAGGGGGGUUUCAAGGCGGUCCUUCGUGAUAAGGAGCCAAACCCUGCCCCUCGAAGCUGUCGGCUGAACAAACUCAAACUCGGUCCGCCUUCUCGACUUGCCCUGCCAGAGUCAAGGUUCCGCAGCCCACCAUGGGUACGACACCACCGGACGAACCGAAUUUUGUAGGAUAUGUCGCAUCGUCGGAUCGUGACCCAUUGCAUGAUACACUUUUCAGAUGCGACGCCGACAGGACCCGCACCGUGUCUGGCGGCUAUGGAACUUGCUGCGCUGUUAGUACGGAGUGCGGGAUUCCGACGGCCUGUCUCGCUGGUACCAAGUUUUAUGAGGGAAGUAGAAGAAGUUGUGCAAGUGACAGCUCUUGCGCAACCAUUACAAUCCUCUCCCGUUCGGUGUCGCCCCCGGACACCAGCGGCAUGAUAAUCGACUACGUUUGCGAGCCCACUUCCACCGAGUGGAAAUAUUCAACCUUAUAUCUCGAGAAUCCAGUUCCCGAGACUAGCGGGUCAGCCACGCUCCCAGCCUCCACUGGAGCGACAGGCGACUCUAGCUCAUCCAGCAACGCGUGGAUCGCCGGCGCGAUUAUUGGGCCCGUUGUUGCUUUGGCGUUGGUCGUGGUAGGCGUCAUCUUGCUGUGGAAAAGAAAGAAACGGGCCAGCCAGGGGCAGCAACAGCAGCCUCCAAAUCAAGGCGUGCCGGGAAAGCCAGAACUGGAAGGGAGUCAAGGGAACACCGUCACGGGCGCCUUUGGUGCGCCAUGGCAGAAAGCUGAGCUCGGGGGUGGCCAGCCUCGCGUUCCAGGACUCAACGACCGGAAUAGGCCAGCGGCGAAUACAGCGGAGCUGCGAGGGAGCGAAGCCCACCAGCCAUCAGAACUUAGUCCGGAUGCUGUGCCAAUGACGACAUUUGAAUUAGAAGCAUGCGUCCGUGGACCGCAUGAGCUUGCGCCAUAUCCAUUUGAGGAACCACCCGGGUCCGGCUUGGAAGGUCCUCGACCAGGGAUGGGGGGGUCGCCGUUCGUAAACAACGAGGCGAAGCAACCUGCCGAUAUCCUUGUUAUAUUAGUGAGGAAGCCCGUUGUAGGCGAUAUAUCGGGUAAAAAUGCCGACCUAGGUAAGUACAGAAUAACCCUGCCCGAAGUCCAUUAUGCGCCGGGCGACGUCAUUGUGAAUUAUCGCCAAGAAUAG
Chaetomium fimeti is the source of this 1381-nucleotide messenger RNA. RefSeq lists its product as uncharacterized. Bases 326 to 1381 code for a protein of 351 amino acids. Lineage: Eukaryota; Fungi; Ascomycota; Sordariomycetes; Sordariales; Chaetomiaceae. The transcript has 6 exons. The record is from RefSeq and is a predicted model, not a curated record.